Molecule: messenger RNA, 531 nt
Organism: Akanthomyces muscarius
Lineage: Eukaryota; Fungi; Ascomycota; Sordariomycetes; Hypocreales; Cordycipitaceae
Exons: 2
Coding region: 1-531 (176 amino acids)
Biological process (GO): vesicle-mediated transport
Cellular component (GO): intracellular membrane-bounded organelle
Source: RefSeq, a predicted model, not a curated record
AUGGACGCCACACACAUUCUCGCAGACCGCUACAUCAGCAGCGGUCGAUGCCCCAGCGGCUACUCGUACCGCAGCAACGGUUACUGUUACCGCAACAGCUGGUCCAGCUGGGGUCGCUGGGUCCUCGUCGGCGUCCUCAUCUUCUUCGCCCUCGUCUUCCUCUUCCUCUGCACCUGCUGCGCCCGUCGUCGCUCUCGCAAGGGCGCCAAGCCCAUGUAUGGCACCGGCUGGAUGGGCAACAAAUGGGGUGGCAACAACAAUAACAACAACCAAAACACCUACAACCAGAGCUAUCCCCAGCAGACCUACCCUCAGCAGGGCGCCUACGACUACAACCAGCCGCAGCCGGGUGGCUACCAGGCGCCCCCCAACUACGGCAACUCUCAGCAGCCCCAGAACACCGGCACCACCUUCAACCCCAACGAAGGCUACUACGGUAACCAGCAGUACGGCGCCCCCCAGCACCCGCCCAACACCUACCAGCCUGAGGGUGGCUACGCGCCUCCUCCCGGUCCUCCCCCCGGCAAAUAA